AUGCCCGAAGAUGAUACGUCUCCAAAUACCCUUGGCCUAGCCUUUGACCAGCUCAAAAUCGAUGGAACAAAAGUCCAGGCCAGCACAGUGGCUGAGGAACCAGAGCAGCCUGCUCCUCCUGUAGAUGCCGGGGAACCCAGAACUGAGAAGAAGAAACCAUAUCUGAAUCAUGAACGCGUUAAGACGGGAGGCGCGCAGAGGGAUAAAUUGACGGAAGACGAACUGACGGAACGCAUGGCUAGGAUCAAGGCACAGAACGACAAGAUAAAGCAACGUCGUUUGGACGUCGAGGCAGACGAAGAUGCAUUCAGAAAGAUGCAGGAGUCAGAGCGCGCGAAGAUCGCUCUCAACAAGAAAGUACAAGAGACUGUGAACAGAACGCGAGAACAGAACGCUAAGCGGAAAAUGGACAAGAUACAGAGUCGGGAAUGGGACUCAGGAAAACCUACUGUUGACUGGAAGCACGCUGCUCCCGCCAAUAAAGAAGAGGCAGAGACAGAAGAGUCCGGGGGGGCGUCCGACUCAAGAUGGAGUCGUGGAAGCCCUCGUGGGCGCUCACAACGAGGUGGCAACAGAGGUCGAGGCAGAGGUAGAGGAGGAGCGCUCCCUCCAAGCCAAGAGGUUCCAGCUUCUGAACCUGAACCAGUUCAAGCAGAAGUCGCAGCAUCAUGA
Messenger RNA from Pleurotus ostreatus (oyster mushroom), 672 nucleotides. RefSeq lists its product as uncharacterized. The transcript is spliced from 3 exons. The record is from RefSeq and is a predicted model, not a curated record. NCBI's taxonomy places the organism in Eukaryota, Fungi, Basidiomycota, Agaricomycetes, Agaricales, Pleurotaceae. Bases 1 to 672 code for a protein of 223 amino acids.